This is a messenger RNA of Haplochromis burtoni (Burton's mouthbrooder), 2942 nucleotides long. Its product is annotated as stonustoxin subunit beta. The record is from RefSeq and is a predicted model, not a curated record. Lineage: Eukaryota; Metazoa; Chordata; Actinopteri; Cichliformes; Cichlidae. The coding region runs from base 191 to 862 and encodes 223 amino acids. The transcript has 3 exons. Gene Ontology annotation, molecular function: protein binding.
AAUAAUAAUAAUAAUAAUUGUUAUUAUUCAGUGAAGUGUUUACAGACGUUUUGCUGCUUUAUGUGUCUGUAGUGUGUCAGGCUGUCUGAUCACAGAGGAAGGCUGUACUUCACUAGCUUCAGCUCUCAGCUCCAACCCCUCCCAUCUGAGAGAGCUCGACCUGAGCUACAACCAUCCAGGAGACUCAGGAAUGAAGCUGCUGUCGAGUGGGCUGAAGGAUCCACGCUGGAGACUGGACACUCUCAGGGUGGAGCCUGCUGGAGUCAAAUGGUUGACACCAGGUCUGAGGAAGUAUUCCUGUCAACUCAUAAUCGACACAAACACUGUAAACAGAAAACUCCAACUGUCUGAAAACAACAGGAAGGUGACAGGUGUGGACGAAGUUCAUUCAUAUCCGGAUCAUCCAGACAGAUUUGAUAUCCGCCCAGAGUUGCUGUGUAAAAAUGGUUUGACUGGUCGCUAUUACUGGGAGGUUGACUGGAGAGGAAACGUUCAUAUAUCAGUGAGUUACAGAGGAAUUGGAAGGAAAGGAGACAGUACAGAUUGUUUGUUUGGAUUUAAUGAGCAGUCCUGGAGUCUGAGGUGCUCUGAUGAUGGUCCUCGUCAUAUCUGGCAUAAUAACAAAUCAAAGUCCAUCUCCUCCUCCCCUUCCGUCUCUAACAGAGUAGCAGUGUAUGUGGACUGGCCUGCUGGCACUCUGUCCUACUACAUAGUCUCCUCUCACACUCUGAUCCACCUCCACACCUUCAACACCACAUUCACUGAACCUCUUUAUCCUGGUUUUUAUGUUUGGCCUGGUGCUUCAGUGUCUUUUUGCCAAGUUGAGUGUAAAGAGUGUCCCCCUGUUAGAGAAACACUCUGACGGUUGAACAGAUAGUUCAGUCUGUACAUGUCUGUCUCUUUUACUCAGAAACAUGUUUUCAGAUUCACGGAUUCAAUCAGUUGAUGUUUUAAACUGUUCUAAAUGAUUCCUUGUAAACUUUUUCCUCUUCAGUCCUUUAAAGAUGGAAGCUACGAUUAUGUUGUUUUUCUGUCUUUAUCAACUCAAAGCUUUACAGUGAAUAUUAGUACAAUGUUUGUUCCUGAAGCUUAGUUUACAACCAGCAACAAGUCUGAGCUCGUGAAAAUGUUUGAUUUCUCUUUCUUAGUGUGAUUUUUUCCACACUGUCCACGUGCUCUUACUGUUUCAAUCAUUUUUGAAAAUGUUUCAGACAUAAGGGGAAAGUAUUGGCUAAGUAAUUUUUAAUGGGGUUUUGACCAUAAUAUGUUUGUAUUAAGUGGCAUGCAUUAUAAUAACAUAUCUAAUACAUUGCAAAGACUGCAUUAACUUAUUGAAACUAGUCUUGCCUUUUUCUCAAAGACAUAUCAAGGUAGAAUUUGGUACACUAUGUAGGUAACGGCUUGAUUAUAAUAUUUAUAUAAAUAUAUAAAUAUGCCUGUAUAGAAUUGGAUAUGUUGUGUAUCUGUUUAGUUUGUGAUAGUUUUCAAGUUUGAUACAAAGUUCAAAGUUCUGGUGGUGAAUCUGGUGUAAUUUGGUGAUAGACAUUAGGUUUUUGGGGGGUGGGGGGGUUGUAAUAAAACAUUGCAUCAAAAAUGAAGAGGAAUUGAUGACAGAUGUUUUGUUUUUUUUUUCCCAUAAAGGAAAGUUUCCUCUCUAAAGAGCCUUUUAAGCUACCUUCUGCCUGUACAGAUCACUGAGUUUACCAGGUGAUAUUUGAUGUAAUUCCUGUUUUUGAUGAUUUCAUUAAUCUCUAUCAUAUGUUGCUGUUUGAUUUUGAAUCCAAGCUUUUUGAAAAUACCAGUUUAUAGCGGUCUCUAUUGCAGCAACAGCAGAACAGAGUGGUUUGAAGGGUACAGUCCCAGAUCUGACUAAACAUUCCUGUAGUGGGUCUUACUUACUUUUGUGUUGACGAUUCAUUUUACACUAUGUAUGAUUUCAAAGAUCUAUAUUUGAAUUGAAUUUAUUCAGCUUUUUUGACAGGCGGCCAUACUGAGACCUGGGACGCCAUCUAGUUUUCACUGAAAGAUGAAAAGGUUCAAACAGCUUACAGUUUAAUCACAUGAGUUUAGUUCGAUUGCUUUGACUUAAACCCUGACACAUUUGAUUCAUCAGAAUGAAAUACUGAGACCGAAUCAUUUUAACGCUAAUAGCCCCUUGUCAAUUACCUAGUUGGAUUGACUCUGCACAGUCGCCACAAUUUUCACAGUUUUCCAUUAGGUUCUUGUACCUUGUGAAAGAUCCACAACAGACCCGUCCACAUACUCCUGCUUUUGAGCAUACUUUCAGUAACUGCAGUCGCUGUUACACAAAACUCGGCUAUAGCUCUGCAUCUCACGGCCGGGCACAUACCAACAACCACCCCAGGACCUAAUUAAGAAUUUUUAUGGUGGUGAGGCAUUAUUGUGGACGUCCGUCCAAGUGCGUCUGCCUCCCUCACAGGUGUGCCUCAGACCAUGCCCCUCCACAUACCUGGUGCAAGGUACUUUUUUUUUUUUUUUUUUUAAGACCGAGAAGGUACUGAAAUGUGACAUUGUCAGACUGCAUGCCACCGAAUGGCUGGUCAGUAGCAUCACUGGAUAAGUCAUGAAAGCAAUUCAUUCACAAAAAUCAAAACAAACAUUUUUGAAACCUGGCAACAAGGGAAAUGUCUACAAAAAUUAUGCAUAUUAAUUACGUUGCAGGACCCUCUGAUGCGCAGAGGAUGUAGAGACUUUAAUGCUCAUAGCACACUCUGGGGAGAAGAAAGUGUGUUUCAGCAAAUACUUUUUCCUCCCUCUGAUUGCAUACAUGCGGCUGUUUCAGCUGCUCAGUAAUUUAGUAAUUCAGACUCAUGUCUAAAAUCUAUGUCUGUGAAGGUUCUCAGUCAUCCAGGUCAUCGUAGUCAAAGGAGCUUGCAAAGAAAAGCGUCUGGACUUGAAGACGUUUCACCUCUCACCCGAGA